UCCAACCAUCAAAAUUCCUCAAACAAAUCACAUUAACAAAACAUAAACAAAAACAAAAACAAAAAACUCUCUUUUAGUACAAUGGCUUUUCACAACUCUGUUUUAUUUCUAGUUAUGUUUCUUUCUUGCGUCGUCUUAGCAGCUCUACCUAUUAAUGCCCAAUUUCCAACUUCCCCUUGCACGUCGACGAUGUUGACAAGUUUCACUCCUUGUUUGAGUUUCUUGGCCAACAGCAGUGGCAAUGGGACAACCCCAUCUGCAGGAUGUUGCACUGCACUUAAAACUUUGAUGAGUAAUGGCACUGCUUGUCUUUGUGUUAUUGCAACUGGUGGCAUUCCUUUUCAAAUUCCAAUCAAUCCGAAUGCAACUAUGUCUCUUCCUCGUGCUUGUAAUAUGGCUGCUGUUCCAUUCCAAUGCAAAGCCUCAAGUCCACCUGCAGCGGCUCCAGGUCCUUCUGGUGCUGAUGCUCCAAGUUCUUCACCAACAUCUGCUCCCAGUCCAUCUCGUAGUCCUAAAGAUGUGACUGAUUCCCAACCAAUGUCACCAACUUUGGCACCAGAAGCUGAGACAGUUCCUACUGUAACUCCUACAUCUCCAUCCGUGACGAAUUCCGGCCGUCGUCAAAAUCCUGUUACGCCAUCAGCUGCCCCUUCUCUUAGCUAUGGUUUUUCACCAUUAUUCCUCCUUGUUGCAUUUGGUGCAAUUGGUUUUAUUUUAUAUUAGUUUGAGAUGAUAAGACACCAAAAUUAGUUAAUUUGUGUGCAAUAUUAUGAGAUUUUUAUUAUAAUAUUAAGAAAUAUUCUUUCAUUUGUGAAGUUAUGAUAUUGAUGUAAUAUAGAAUAUUAAGGAGAUUAUGUACUUUUUGUUGUAU
Nicotiana tabacum (common tobacco) is the source of this 871-nucleotide messenger RNA. Its product is annotated as non-specific lipid transfer protein GPI-anchored 20-like. Lineage: Eukaryota; Viridiplantae; Streptophyta; Magnoliopsida; Solanales; Solanaceae. The record is from RefSeq and is a predicted model, not a curated record.